AAUAACAUGUGAUGUCUAAAAAUAAUUUACCUGGCGUGGUAACUAAGGAGGCCAGUUGUUGGAGAUUUGGGAGACGAAUGUUGUCCCGUUCGGGUCUAAAAGUGGAUUCUAGUUGCAUGUUGAGUGUAGUGCACUUGUUUGGCGGAUGUUGAGGAAGUGGUGAGUUUGUCGUACCGUGAGAAAGCGAUCAAUGCCGCGCCGAUAUGGACGCGAUCGGCGUGUCGCACACGGAUCCGCUCGAGGACUAUGAGCUGAUACAUCGCAUAGGGAGCGGGACUUACGGCGAUGUGUUUAAGACCCGAAGCAUUAAGACGUCAGUCAUUGCUGCUAUCAAAGUGGUCAAACUGGACCCUGGUGAUGAUAUUUCAAGCAUUCAACACGAAAUAACCAUGAUGAAGGACUGCACUCACAAAAACAUUGUCGCCUAUUUCGGCAGCUACCUCAGAAAUAACAAGUUAUGGAUCUGUAUGGAAUUCUGUGGAGGAGGGUCAUUGCAGGACAUUUACCACGUCACUGGCCCUCUGAAAGAAAGACAGAUAGCUUAUGUAUGCAGAGAGACACUUCAGGGUCUGCAUCAUCUCCAUCAGGCUGGAAAAAUGCAUAGAGACAUAAAAGGUGCCAACAUUCUUUUAACAGAGAGAGGAGAUGUCAAACUAGCGGAUUUUGGAGUGGCGGCUGAGAUCAACGCAUCUGUUGCUAAGAGAAAGUCUUUCAUCGGGACGCCGUACUGGAUGGCUCCAGAGGUCGCGGCGGUGGAAAGAAAAGGCGGUUAUAACCAGCUUUGUGAUAUCUGGGCGGUGGGCAUCACAGGCAUUGAACUGGCAGAGCUGCAGCCACCGAUGUUUGAUCUCCAUCCUAUGAGAGCUCUGAUGUUGAUGUCCAAGAGCAGUUUUCAGCCUCCUAAACUAAAGGACAAGAGCAGAUGGUCCACUGAAUUCCACAAUUUCCUCAAAAUGGCGCUGACAAAGAACCCUCGCAAAAGACCAACAGCAGAAAAACUCUUACAGCAUGCUUUUGUAACACCGCUGCUCACCCGUAACCUGGCCAUAGAGCUGCUGGACACAGUCAAUAAUCCAGAUCUGCAGCAGACACACACUAUGGACGAGAGCGACCUGGAGACAUGCAGUAUGCUUCCUGAUAAGAUUCAUUCCCUAGUAAAACAUCCUGCUCAGAGAACCCUGUCUGAAGAACAAUUUGAUCAUGUAAAGUUUGGACCCCCCAUGAGAAAAGUGACAGAUCCCUGUCCUGAUCUGGGUGUGUGUGAUGACUGGAGCUCUAUUAGUGGGGACAAGGACUCACCGAGUCUGUUAGAGUGUGUAGAGGAGGCUUUGAUGGAGAGGAGUUUGACUAUAAAACGGGGCUCAUCAACUGAGCACUCGCCGGAUGAUGAGGAUAAAUAUGGCACUGUGAAGAGGGUGGUCUCAACAUCCCACUGCCCCCCUAACCAAGAAGGAAAUGCUCACUCGCCUCACAUCGGCUCCACCCCUCUAAAAGACUCCGCCUCUGACACUAACUUCGCCCUACUCAGUGACUCAUCUUUGAUGAUUGGUUCAACAGUUUCCGACAUGUCCAUCCUGACAAACUCAUCCCUUUUCACAGACUCCGCUUUUCUCAGUAAUUCCACCAGUUUGGGGUCUCUCUGCUCAACACCAACUGAAGAGAGCUCCGUCGCUCCAGAUCCCGGAGGAAACAGAAACAAUUUCCCUGCGCUUGAGCGUCCGCUCUCACCGGAAUGGAGCACCCUCAGGAGAAAAACAGAGGACGCGAAAUCUGUUGUCCAUGGACUGCCACCUACACCCCAAGUGCAUAUGGGAGCUUGCUUCUCCAAAGUGUUCAAUGGCUGUCCUUUAAAGAAUCACUGUGCUGUUACAUGGGUCCUACCGAAGACUAGAGAUCAAUACCUUAUGCUGGGUGCUGAGGAGGGUAUAUACACCCUCAACCUUAAUGAACUUCAUGAAGACACCAUAGAGAAGUUGCUUCCUCAGAGAUGCACUUGGUUGUAUGCGAUGAACAACGUCCUCAUGACCAUCUCAGGGAAGUCAUCGCAGUUGACAUCUCACAGUCUGCCGGCACUAUUCGAGCAUCGCACGAACAUGCAGCGUCGGCAGGGCCAUCUCGCCAUCAACGCCCAUCGCCUGAGCACAAGGAUCAACUCGAGAAAAUAUGCUGUGUCGGUGAAGAUCCCAGACACCAAGGGCUGCAGAAGAUGCAGUGUAGUGCGAAACCCGUACACUGACAGCGUUUUUCUGUGCGCCGCUGUUCCCACUGGUUUGAUUCUUCUCCUGUGGUACGAGCCUCUGGAGAAGUUCAUGCAGCUCAAGCACAUUGCUCUGAGUCUGCCAGAGUCUCUGCCCAUCUUUGAGCUGUUUGUACAGGAAACUGAGGAACUGCCACAGGUCUGUGUGGGUGUGUGGACCCCACCCGACAAAAGAGACACCAGCGGAAAGAUACACUUCGAUAUCAUGCAUCUAGAUGACACGCCGUACAAUCUGCCAGAUGGAGAGUCUCUGGAGGUCAAGCAAGUUAUACAACUGGACCGGGACACUGUUCUUAUCGCUCUGGAGAACACAGUGAAGGUUGUGAAUCUGCAGGGAUGUCCGAGCGAUCAGAGGACUUCUGAAAUGACUUUUGAUUUUUCUAUUCAGACACUCGUGUGCUUACAGGACAGUGUUCUUGCCUUCUGGAAACACGGUCUGAAAGGAAGAAGUCUACAAAUGAAUGAGGUUACUCAGGAGAUUACAGACAGAAGUCGAGUUUUUCAAGUUUUGGGAACGAACAGGGAUAUAAUCUUGCAAAGUACCCCAACGGGUGAUCCAUCUGCCGUGAGCAAUCUGUACAUCCUCACAGGGCAUGAAAGCAGCUACUGAUGCGACUGAGAUGCUUUGACUGUUCAGCCACAGCUGGAAACACUACAAAGGUCGAUAUCCUUCCUUUGACCACUAAAAGGGGAGAGCCACCAGGCUUGAUAAACUCAGAUCACAGAGGAAGAUCAAGAGCCGUCCAACCAUUUAAAGGACAGAAAGCAGAAAUGGUCAUGUGGACCAGAGCUUAUCUGGAGACUGAGAGGCUGAGAGAGGGAAAGUGGCCUAGAGACCUACAAGGAGAGACACACUAUUUGUUUGAUUAAUGAAUUCGUGGAGCGGCUUUGUUUCUUUUCUGAGGAAAUCUCAAGUUCACUCUUGACUUUGUUUGGGUACUGUGAAUCAUCUUGUGCUGAACAGUAAAUAUUCACUGUAAAAUAAAAUUGCUCCCUUAAAUGUUUAACUGUAAUUAAAUUGGCUGUAUAUAAUUUUUAAACUGACUAUUUUAAAUUUUGACUAGUAAUUUAAAUCUUGAGUUGAACUGCUGUAACUUAUAAAAAGUUAAAAACUUGAUCACAUCAUUUUAACAGUGUUGACCGGACUAAUCUAUGAGGAGAUUUGAGAUUGAAUUCUGUAAAACCCACAAGAACCUUACUUUAAAGUUAAAGGAAAUAAAUAAAUGUGAAUUUCUGAAAACA
This is a messenger RNA of Triplophysa dalaica, 3499 nucleotides long. It is a transcript of the gene map4k6, whose product is annotated as mitogen-activated protein kinase kinase kinase kinase 6. Gene Ontology annotation, biological process: protein phosphorylation. The coding region runs from base 204 to 2867 and encodes 887 amino acids. The transcript is spliced from 33 exons. Gene Ontology annotation, molecular function: MAP kinase kinase kinase kinase activity; ATP binding. The record is from RefSeq and is a predicted model, not a curated record. NCBI's taxonomy places the organism in Eukaryota, Metazoa, Chordata, Actinopteri, Cypriniformes, Nemacheilidae.